UCCAAUCCAAUUCAAUUCAUGAACUUUGGUAAAGGGUAGGAGGAAGUUUUGUCGCCCUUAUCUUCUGGUCACCGUUGAAUCUUGUCCCAUCUGCGAAGAGUGGUCGACGAGCUGUGCGAUCCUUCGAAAAAGGACACUGCAGCCUGCUACUGUCACAUCCACGGCCCUUUCCCCGAGAAGCGUGUUACAAGUUAGAAGUUAGAAGUGAUGGCUGGCAGCACUUCGGCGGGUAUCUCGCUGGCCGGACGCCUUGCGCUGGUCACCGGUGGCGGCAGCGGCAUUGGAAGGGCGGUCUGCAAGGCACUGUCCCAGGAAGGAGCUCGCAUCGUCGCCGCCGACAAAAACAAACAAGGCGCCGCGACAACCAUCCAAGAUCUCCCCGGUGCACACGAACAUCAUGCACUGGAGGUCGACGUAGGCUCCUCAGAUUCCGUGCAGACCUUGUUCGGGGACAUCAAGAAGCUUUACUCCGUCCCUGUCAGCGUCGUCGUAAACUGUGCCGGGAUCACCCGAGACAGCUUUCUCCUUGACAUGACUGAGGAGGCAUUCGACAGUGUUAACACAAUCAACCUCAAGGGCACCUACCUGGUGACGCAGGCCGCUGCACGCGAGAUGGUGUCACAGAAUGUCCAGGAGGGAUCCAUUGUGAACCUUUCGAGCAUCAUCGGCAAGACCGGCAACAUGGGUCAGAGCAACUACGCCGCCUCCAAGGCGGGAGUCGUGGGAUUCACCAAGACGGUUGCCCUCGAACUUGCGAGGCACAACAUCCGCUGCAAUGCGGUCAUGCCUGGCUUCAUCGACACUCCCAUGGUGGCCCAGGUGCCAGAAAGGGUCAUGGCCAAGUUGUUACCCUGCAUUCCCCUGGGGCGAAAAGGAACGCCGGAGGAAGUGGCUGAGGCCGUCCUGUUCCUCUGUUCACCAAGGAGCUCCUACGUGACGGGUUCCGUGUUGGAAGUCACCGGGGGAAUGUUCAUGUGAGGUCGCUCGGUCGGACGUAACCUUUUACCGACGUUGCCUUUGGGAAGAGGGGCUAGGAAAGGAAGACGACCCCUCGGAGUGGAUGCAUGUCUUGAGUUGUGUUGAAGACUGGUCCAAGGAUGGGGGUGACUCUUAUUUUUAAAAAAGGUUUCCCUGUUUAGAGAAUUCAGGAUGUCGGUCAAGUUAAUGUUGUGCAAGCCAUUAGUAAAAUCGCCCCAUUUGAACUCGGAAUGGUUAUAGGUAGGAUUCCGUGUUUUUGGAGAUUAUUUCUCGUGAAAUGCGGAGGGUGUUUUUCGAGUUUGUUUUUUUGCUAGGGAUUUGGGGUUAACCAUAGUUUAUUCUUGUUACAUUCCCAAUUCUUUGAAAUUCAAAGCUUAUUUUACUCAGUGAAAUAAAAAAAAAAAAUUCAGAAAUUUCAUGAACGAAAUAAAUAAGGUACCAUCACCGAUUGUCCUGAAGGAACCUUGACGUGCUAAAAGGGAAGCCCAUUUUGUCAGUAGUUAGAUUUCAAAGGAAACAUAAGUGAAAUCUCCUCGGGACCACUGAGUUUGUGCUCUUAUAAAGUUUAAUGGGGGGAAUCGGUGGCUGAGUGGGCUAGCUCACACCA
Ixodes scapularis (black-legged tick) is the source of this 1585-nucleotide messenger RNA. Its product is annotated as estradiol 17-beta-dehydrogenase 8-like. Lineage: Eukaryota; Metazoa; Arthropoda; Arachnida; Ixodida; Ixodidae. Bases 208 to 978 code for a protein of 256 amino acids. The transcript is spliced from 3 exons. The record is from RefSeq and is a predicted model, not a curated record. Gene Ontology annotation, molecular function: oxidoreductase activity, acting on the CH-OH group of donors, NAD or NADP as acceptor.